AUGGAGGGCGACGCACCGGCCGGGCCCCGGGGCUGCGGCCCCGCGGCCGAGGGAGCGGAGCAGGGGGGUGGCAGUGGGGCGGCCGGGGGGCUGCCCGGCCCCGGGCCCCGCUGCGACCCCCCCGCCGGCCGCGGGGACGGGCCCACGGUGGUGGUGGCGGUCACCAAUGCGGCCUUCGAGGGGGACCCGCCGCCCUACUCGCCCCCGGACCCCAAGAGCGUUCACCUGCUCUACCCGCCCUUCCCGGCCGGCUUCUCCCAGCAAGUGCCCGUCCUCUACCAGCCGGGGCCGGGGCCCGUCCCGCCCCAGGGCAUCCCGCCUGCACCCCUGCCCUACGGCACCUACAACGGGCAGCCGAGCACAGGGCCAUCGCCCGCCGGCCGCGGGCAGCACCUGCCCAAGGACUACAUGGUAGAGUCGGUGCUGGUGACCGUCUUCUGCUGCCUGCUGACCGGGGUCAUCGCCCUCGUCUACUCCCACGAGACCCGGGCUGCGCUCGGCCGCGGGGACAUGGCCCAGGCAAACGUGGCGUCCAAAAAGGCCCAGUCGCUGGUCCUCUUCAGCCUCCUCUUCGGGUUGUUCGCCUCCAUCAGCUGGGUCAUCUACGUCCUGGUUGCCCUGUACCUAUGA
Messenger RNA from Gavia stellata (red-throated loon), 630 nucleotides. It is a transcript of the gene PRRT1B, whose product is annotated as proline rich transmembrane protein 1B. Bases 1 to 630 code for a protein of 209 amino acids. The record is from RefSeq and is a predicted model, not a curated record. Gene Ontology annotation, cellular component: membrane. The transcript has 3 exons. Lineage: Eukaryota; Metazoa; Chordata; Aves; Gaviiformes; Gaviidae.